CUGCGAACGAGCAGGCGCGCGCGGGGCUCGGGGGAGGCGCGCUCCGGCUCCCGGCGGCGAAGACUACGACGACCAGAGAGCAGACCGAGCCAGCCCCUGAAGCAGCGGCAGAGCUCAUGCCCCGGGAAGGCGGGCGGGCCCGGAGAGACGAGUCCGGGACCCGGGGCAUGUCUCCGGGGCCCCCGUGAGGCGGCGGCGGCGGUGAUGGAGAUCCCGCCGCAGGAGGCGCCGCCCGGGCCGGGCGCGGACGGCGACGCCGAGGAGGCCCCCGCCGAGGCCCGGUCUCCCAGCCCCUCAUCGCCCCCAGUCGACGGGCGCCUCAAGGCUGCGGCCAAGCGCGUCACGUUCCCCUCCGACGAGGAUAUCGUGUCCGGGGCCGUGGAACCCAAAGACCCCUGGAGACACGCCCAGAAUGUGACCGUGGAUGAGGUCAUCGGCGCCUACAAGCAGGCCUGCCAGAAGCUGAACUGCAGACAGAUCCCCAAGCUCCUCAGGCAGCUCCAGGAGUUCACAGACCUCGGGCACCGCAUUGACUGUCUGGACCUGAAAGGGGAGAAGCUUGACUACAAGACCUGCGAGGCCCUGGAAGAGGUCUUCAAGAGGCUGCAGUUCAAGGUCGUGGAUCUGGAGCAGACGAACCUAGAUGAGGAUGGCGCCUCAGCCCUCUUCGACAUGAUCGAGUACUACGAGUCGGCCACCCACCUCAAUAUCUCCUUCAACAAGCACAUCGGCACCCGGGGCUGGCAGGCCGCUGCCCACAUGAUGCGCAAGACGAGCUGCCUGCAGUACCUAGAUGCCCGCAACACGCCCUUGCUGGACCACUCGGCGCCCUUUGUGGCCCGUGCCCUACGCAUCCGCAGCAGCCUGGCGGUGCUGCACCUGGAGAACGCCAGCCUGUCGGGGCGGCCCCUCAUGCUGCUCGCCACGGCCCUGAAGAUGAACAUGAAUCUGCGAGAGCUGUACCUGGCUGACAACAAGCUCAAUGGCCUGCAGGACUCGGCCCAGCUAGGCAACCUGCUCAAGUUCAACUGCUCCCUGCAGAUCCUGGACCUCCGUAACAACCACGUGUUGGACUCAGGUCUGGCCUACAUCUGUGAGGGCCUCAAGGAGCAGAGGAAGGGGCUGGUGACCCUGGUGCUGUGGAACAACCAGCUUACGCACACGGGCAUGGCCUUCCUGGGCAUGACUCUGCCACACACACACAGUCUGGAGACGCUGAACCUGGGCCACAACCCCAUCGGGAAUGAAGGCGUGCGGAACCUCAAGAACGGCCUCAUCGGCAACCGCAGCGUGCUGCGCCUCGGCCUGGCCUCCACCAAGCUCACGUGCGAGGGCGCGGUGGCGGUGGCAGAGUUCAUCGCCGAGAGCCCCCGCCUCCUGAGACUGGACCUUCGGGAGAACGAGAUCAAGACUGGCGGGCUCAUGGCGCUGUCGUUGGCCCUCAAGGUGAACCACUCCCUGCUGCGCUUGGACCUUGACCGCGAGCCCAAGAAGGAGGCGGUGAAGAGCUUCAUCGAGACGCAAAAGGCACUGCUUGCUGAGAUCCAGAACGGCUGCAAGCGCAACUUCGUGCUGGCGCGAGAGCGGGAGGAGAAGGAGCAGCGGCUGCAGCUGUCGGCCUCCAUGCCGGAGAUCACUGUCACUGGGCCCCAGCCCGACGACGAGCCCGCUGCCGAGGCGCAGGAGAACGGGGCCCCAGACCCCGGCCCCGGGCCAGACUCAGACUCGGACUCGGACUCGGAGGGGGAGGAUGGGGAGAGGGCCGGGGCCCCCUGCCCCGCCCUGGUGCCCCCCACAGACUCCCUGGGCCCUGGGGACAGGAGUCCCCCAGGCAGCCCCUCCUCCCCCACCGAGCAGCGUAUCUCCGUGUCCAGCCCAGGCCGGGGCCACAAAGUGUUCGUGGUAACCCGGGUGGAGAGUCCACCUGAGAGGGCGGAACCCCCUGUGCCCCCUGCCCCGCCUGCCCUUCCUGGUCCUCCUUCCCCACCAGUCUUACCCUCCCCAGCCACCUCAUCUGCCCCACUGCCAGCUGAGGCCGUGGGCACUUGGGACCCAGAGUCAUCUGAGCCUCAGCCACAGCCGGAGCCGCCUCAGUUUGGGCCAGCGCUGCCCAAUGGCCUGAAGCCUGAAUUCGCCCUCGCACUGCCCCCAGAGCCACCCCCAGGGCCUGAGGCCAAGGCGAGCCGCUGUGGCUUGGAACAUGAACUGAGCUGCUCUAAGAACGAGAAGGAGCUCGAGGAGCUGCUUCUGGAAGCCAGUCAGGAAUCUGGGCAGGAGACACUGUGACACUUUAG
Messenger RNA from Manis pentadactyla (Chinese pangolin), 2294 nucleotides. RefSeq names its product protein phosphatase 1 regulatory subunit 37 (gene PPP1R37). Gene Ontology annotation, molecular function: protein binding. The record is from RefSeq and is a predicted model, not a curated record. Lineage: Eukaryota; Metazoa; Chordata; Mammalia; Pholidota; Manidae. Bases 205 to 2286 code for a protein of 693 amino acids. The transcript has 12 exons.